Camelina sativa (false flax) is the source of this 1758-nucleotide messenger RNA. Its product is annotated as putative aquaporin NIP5-1. Lineage: Eukaryota; Viridiplantae; Streptophyta; Magnoliopsida; Brassicales; Brassicaceae. Gene Ontology annotation, biological process: transmembrane transport. Gene Ontology annotation, molecular function: channel activity. The record is from RefSeq and is a predicted model, not a curated record. Gene Ontology annotation, cellular component: membrane.
CAUCUAAAUAUAACAUAAGCUCAAAGACUAACCAAACCCAUCAUCUUCACACAACUUCUCUCUAUAUAUCUUUCUUUUACAACCUCAGUUUCAAGAAUCUCUAUGUGUUCGUUGUCUUUGCUUUUUAUAAGAUUCGGUUUUUGAGUUUGGUCUUUCUUUGGAGAGGUGGCUAUCUUCGUUCUUAUUCUUCUUAAAACGUAGUAACAGCUUUAUAAAAAUCCUUGAAAGCAUGUAAAGUUAAGUCAUAGAUCCAUUUUCGUCUCCUUCCUUAAAAAAAAAAAAAAAAAAGUUUUUGAUCGAUUGAUGAGUUUUCUCAUUUAUUGAUCUUUCUAGUUUUAACUUGUGUUUUGGUGAAACCGGUCCUGGCGAAGUUUAAACCUCAAGUGUAAACCCAAAUUUAUAAAAACUUUCAAAUCAUGUAAAUUUCGUCUCUAUCAAUUUAUUGCCCUACCCCAAGAAAAAAAAAACCAAAAAAAUUAGUAUUUAGAAUUUAUUUUCAACAACAUACAAAAAAAAACCCAAGAAAAAAAGAAAGUUGGAAAUGGCUCCACCGGAGGCUGAGGUGGGUUCAGUAGUGGUGAUGGCUCCUCCAACCCCGGGUACGCCGGGAACGCCGGGAGGACCGUUGAUAACGGGAAUGAGAGUGGAUUCAAUGUCGUUUGAUCAUCGGAAACCAAUGCCUCGAUGCAAAUGCUUGCCGGUGAUGGGAUCAACUUGGGGUCAACAUGACACAUGCUUCACCGAUUUUCCCUCUCCUGAUGUCUCCCUUACUCGCAAGCUUGGAGCCGAGUUCGUGGGAACAUUUAUCCUGAUAUUCACCGCAACGGCCGGUCCAAUCGUUAACCAGAAAUACGACGGAGCAGAAACCCUAAUUGGUAACGCGGCAUGCGCGGGACUCGCCGUGAUGAUCAUAAUACUCUCAACGGGUCACAUCUCAGGGGCUCAUCUAAACCCGUCACUUACCAUAGCAUUUGCAGCUCUAAGACACUUUCCUUGGGCUCACGUGCCCGCUUACAUAGCGGCUCAAGUCUCAGCUUCCAUUUGCGCUUCAUUCGCACUUAAAGGAGUGUUUCAUCCUUUCAUGUCCGGUGGUGUCACUGUUCCAUCCGUUAGCCUCGGACAAGCAUUUGCUCUUGAGUUCAUCAUCACUUUUAUCCUCCUUUUCGUUGUCACUGCCGUCGCCACUGACACUCGUGCCGUUGGAGAAUUGGCUGGUAUAGCUGUUGGAGCCACUGUCAUGCUAAACAUUCUUGUUUCAGGGCCAUCGACUGGUGCAUCUAUGAACCCAGUAAGGACUCUAGGACCAGCCGUUGCAUCAGGAAACUACAGGUCACUCUGGAUUUAUCUAGUGGCUCCUACCCUUGGUGCUAUAGCUGGUGCAGCUGUCUACACAGGUGUCAAGCUUAACGAUAGCGAGACUGACCCGCCUCGUCAGGUAAGGAGCUUUCGUCGUUAAGUGAGUAAGAGACUUGUUUACAAGUCUUUUGCUUUGUAUACUGUUUACUGUAUGAUUAUGUAAUGAUAUGAAAAGCUUUUGGAAGCUUGUGUGAAGAAUAAAAGGCGAUGUGACUACAAGUCCACGCUCGGCAUCGGUUUAUAUUAAGUCUGAUGCGAAGUUGUCGUGUCAUUGUCAAAUUUGUGUCUGUGUAAUAAUACACUUUUACGUGUGGUUUGUGUUUCUUUGUUGGUUUGCUGUUGUAUGUUACCUAUAUGAGACAAGGCUCUUUUUAUUAAUAAAAGCUAUUUGUGUGCGUGUAA